Molecule: messenger RNA, 357 nt
Organism: Eruca vesicaria subsp. sativa (arugula)
Lineage: Eukaryota; Viridiplantae; Streptophyta; Magnoliopsida; Brassicales; Brassicaceae
Source: the annotation of a GenBank genome assembly
AUGGACCGUCCGUUUAAAACGAGCAUAGUCUUUGCGCAUGAGAAAGGCACUAACGUGCUUUACAAGGUACUUUCUGCUUUCGCGUUUAGGGACAUCAGCUUGACGAAGAUUGAAUCUAGGCCGAAUCAUAACCGUCCGAUUAGGGUUGUUGAUGAUGUGAACGUGGGAACAGCGAAGUAUUUUGAGUAUAUGUUUUACGUGGAUUUUGAGGCUUCGAUGGCGGAGACGCGUGCUCAGAACGCGCUCUCGGAGGUUCGGGAGUUCACGUCGUUCUUGCGGGUGUUGGGGAGUUAUCCCAUGGAUAUGACUCCUUGGGACUCACCAUCAUCCUCGAUAUCACACACUUCUUCAUCGUGA